AUGGACGUGCUCACGAGCAUUAUGGAAGGUUUGAGCAUCAGCUCAUCUUCCAAUUACAUUCCCGAGGUGAUGAUCGCCGACUGCGGACUCGUACCACCGGCUGGUAGAGAUGGUGGCCGGUUAGACGUUAAUGUUCACCCCAAGCUCUCUUUGAAAAUGGCUAACCCUAGGGUUUUCUUUGAUAUGACUGUGGGCGGAAGACCGGCUGGUCGGAUCGUGAUGGAGCUCUUCGCCGACACGACCCCUAAGACGGCCGAGAACUUCCGCGCGCUCUGUACUGGCGAGAAAGGCUUGGGGAGGAGGUUUGGUAAGCCACUCCAUUACAAGGGAUCAAUUAUCCAUGAGUUGCGCCGCGGUUACAUUUUCCAUGGAGGAGAUAUCACUGCCGGGGACGGAUCCGGAGGCGAGUCUAUUUACGAAGAUAGAUAUUUCGACGAUGAGAACUUCAUCAAGAAUCCCACCGGUCCAGGUGUCCUCUCCAUGGUCAGCCAUGAACGAGACACCAACGAAUCUCAGUUCAUGAUCAACAUGACGAUAAGUGUAAUACACGAGCACGUCGAGUUCGGACAAGUUGUUCAAGGAUUGGAUGUGAUCAGGAGCAUUAUGGAAGUGGUCCCGGUUGUUACCAAGACGUCGCCCGUGGUGAUGAUUGCCAACUGCGGUCAGAUUUCAUAG
Messenger RNA from Microthlaspi erraticum, 675 nucleotides. NCBI's taxonomy places the organism in Eukaryota, Viridiplantae, Streptophyta, Magnoliopsida, Brassicales, Brassicaceae. The record is from the annotation of a GenBank genome assembly.